GUGUUUCACAGUGAACAAUACUAUGAAUUAUUGAUCUGUGUCAUUCUGGCCUUGUUUAAGCAUUUGUGAAGAACAUUCUGGAAUUCAGAUUUCACAAAGUCUUGCUUUUCUUACUGAAGUAGAAGUCCAGGGCUAAAAUGAGGCAGAAUAUAUAAAAUCUUGGUUUCUAGUUAUGUAUCAGUGCAACAGCCGUAAAAGUGCAACAAACAGGAUGUCACCAGAGCUAGUUGUCAUGCUUCCUAGGAUAAGAAAUGGAGUACUGCUUGUAUUGGGUUUAUUUAUGAAACAGAACUUUCUAAGUAUGUUUUGGGACAGUCUUGAUGCAAAAUAGUAUACUUUUUUUGAAGUUUGCCUUCAAAUGAGCCUGUUAAAACAGUCUUUAUUUCAUUUUAACAUUCAUGGUUAGUGCAAAGCUUUCUCAUUUCUCAGAAGUGACUUUCUGCCUGCCUGACUCAUUCUGUGGUCUCAUUAUUCAGUGGAUGUCACAUCAGAAGUCAUAUUGGAGAAAAGAUACAGAAGAUGAUGAUGAAAAAUCUCCCUAUCUUGAGAAUGGGGCCUUUUUUUGCAUAGUUCCAACUUAAUUGUGGAACUUGCCAUCAAAGGAUAAUCUUUUCUUCCUGGGUCGUGAGAGAUCAUUAACUGUUUGUGUUCAAUGGGACGACGAAUUCACUUUGUGGUUGACCCCCAGGGUUGGUGCUGCAUGGGCCUGAUUAUCUUUGUCUGGCUGUACAAUACAAUCUUCAUUCCAAAAGUCAUCCUUUUUCCUCACUAUGAAGAGGGACAUAUUUCAGUUGUGGCAAUUUUGUGUUAUUACUUCUGCUCAUUGUUUUGUAUAGCUUCAUUACUAAGAGCCUCAGUAGCUGAUCCAGGAAAGCUACCUGAAAACCCAAAGAUACCGAUUACAGAACGAGAAUACUGGGAAUUAUGUAACAAAUGCAAUAUGAUGAGACCAAAGCGUUCACACCAUUGCAGUCGUUGUGGACAUUGUGUGAGGAGAAUGGAUCACCACUGUCCAUGGAUUAAUAAUUGUGUUGGUGAAGACAAUCAUUGGCUGUUUUUACAGCUGUGUUUCUACACUCAGAUCCUUAGUUCUUAUACACUGAUACUUGAUUUCUGCCAUUACUACUACUUUUUGCCUCUGAAGAAGGGAAACUGGGAUGUUUUUGUGUUUAGACAUGAACUUGCUCUCCUAAGAAUAUCUGCCUUCAUGGGUCUAAUAAUAUUAGGUGGAAUAAGUGGACUCUUUUAUACUCAGCUAAUGGGUAUUUUCACUGAUACUACAAGUAUAGAAAAAAUGUCAAACUGUUGUGAAGACCUAUCGAGGCCCCGAAAGCCAUGGCAGCAGACCUUCUCAGAAGUUUUUGGCACUCACUGGAAGAUCCUGUGGUUUAUUCCUUUCAGGCAGAGGCAACCACUGCGAGUUCCCUACCACUUUGCCAAUCAUGUCUAAACAGAUGGAUGGUGGGCACAGAUGGGUCCUCCAUGCUGGAAGUGCGUUACAGGUUUUAUGAUAAUAGGACUAUGACAGUCUUCAAGUCAAUUAAAAUCCACCCACCAAUUGUAGGCAUCACAAUGUGCCCCAGGCUUUAUUAUAAUAGUAGUCUUGAUUCUGUUCUGAGAUUAAUACAAGUUGUAUGUUUAAUUUUAGGCAUAUUUACUUUCAAAUUAGCUUUCCAAUGGGAUUUCUUUCAUCUUUUGUUAAUACCAAAACCAAGUGACUGGAAUGCAGCCUUACUCUAUUUGUUUGAUACUGGCUGUUUUAAUUUUUUUUUUUUUUUUUGGUAGGAAACACUGAAUUUUACAUUGAAUGUUAGCUUUCCCACUAAGUGUCUUAUUCUCCCUUGAAUUUUUUUGUGUGUUUUUAUCAGUAGGUCUGUCUAGAUAAUAUUCAUGUCUUUUUUCUGCUACAUCUGUUUAAAAUUCCCUGAUGCUGCCAUUUAUUUAUGAUAAUGCAAUAGUAAUCCUGCAGCACUGUACUAUAAAAGGUAACAUUUAAAACUGAGGCAGACUUCUUCCUAAGCCUUUCUCAGAGAGGUUUUUAUAAAUACACAUAAAUGUAUGUGUUUAUAUAGAGAAAUCUUACAUCUUACAGUUACCUUUCUGCAUAGAUAUGAUCCAAGUGAAAAAUAUUCAUGUCUUUAUGUCAACAAAAGUGAUUAAAUAUUCCAGGGUAAAAUAUGCAGAUAGAAAGCAUGUUUUCCCUAUAUCCCAAGGUUUCUUUGCAAUAAUUCAACAAAGAAGUUGUAUGGUGCAAAUACUAGAAUGAUUACUUUUUAAAAAAGCAGAUUGAAUUAGUUAGCAUAAUGUACCAUAAUGAAGAGUAUAUUGUCAAUAAAGUUUUAAAUUUUAUAUUUA
Harpia harpyja (harpy eagle) is the source of this 2355-nucleotide messenger RNA. It is a transcript of the gene ZDHHC21, whose product is annotated as zinc finger DHHC-type palmitoyltransferase 21. The transcript is spliced from 9 exons. Lineage: Eukaryota; Metazoa; Chordata; Aves; Accipitriformes; Accipitridae. Gene Ontology annotation, cellular component: endoplasmic reticulum; Golgi apparatus. Gene Ontology annotation, molecular function: protein-cysteine S-palmitoyltransferase activity. The record is from RefSeq and is a predicted model, not a curated record. The coding region runs from base 653 to 1450 and encodes 265 amino acids. Gene Ontology annotation, biological process: protein targeting to membrane; peptidyl-L-cysteine S-palmitoylation.